AUGGCCACAAGAAGGUAUUUGAUCAUUGCUGCUAUCUGCGGGCUCCUUGCCAGCGUGCUGCCCAAGCCUUCGGAGACGAAGAGUGGUAAGCUGACAAGCGAGACGGACGCAGAGCGCACCCUGCUGGCCCAGGGAGAGGCUCAGACAGACUGGGCUACUCAGCUGAGGGACGCGAUGGACCCGGCGAGCAUCGAGGAAUUCCUCAGAUUCACAAAAUGUACUCACAAAAAUGUGCUGUACUCUUCUGUGGAUAGUGGGAUUCUGUCGGUCCAGGUCUGUCUGGUUCCUCCUCGGUGCCUAACACUCAUAUUUCCCAUCCAUUGUCUGGCUUGCAUCUUCGGCAGGUCUGGGAAUGAAAUCUUCAGGUCUUCUGCGGGUGAGCCACAGCUUGAUGUAGACCCACCAUUCAACAUGUCUGGUGUGGUGCCGCCUUUUGGAGCUUACUCGCCUUCAGGGGUUGUGGAGGGAAACCUUGUGUACGUAAACUAUGGACGGUCGAGCGACUUCAGCAAGCUGGAAGACGAGAAUAUUUCUCUUGAGGGGAAGAUUGCCAUUGUCCGGUACGGACGGACUGCUCGCUCACUGAAGUUGCGUCGUGCCCAAGAUGCCGGCGCUAUUGGUAUGAUCGUGUACGGAGAUCCCAAGGAAGUGGUUGGGACCGGGAGUGGGAAAACUAAAAAGUAUCCGGACGGUUGGUACGCACCUGGUACAGCGGUUCAGAGGGGACAUUUCCUGUACGGUAAAGGGGAGGGGGAGCCACUCACACCAGGAUAUCCUGCUACAGACUAUGCCUACAGAAUUGACCAGAGUGAGAGUGACCAGCUGCCCACCAUCCCGGUCCACCCCAUAGGUUACGACGAUGCUGAGCAGCUCCUCAGUCACAUGGGUGGAGACCUUGUUCCAUCCUACUGGAAAGGCCUGUUGGACACAGAUUACCGAUUUGGACCAGAUAUGGUGAAUGGAGCAAGUAAAGUUCGCCUGGAUGUGAAUGUUCAAACCGAGGUGAGGACCGUUCACAACGUGGUGGGAAUAAUUCGGGGGAAGGAAGAACCAGACCGGUAUGUGAUUCUUGGUAACCACCGGGAUGCCUGGACCCUUGGCGCAGUGGACCCCAACAGUGGCACCGCCUGUCUGCUUGAGAUCACACGCGCCUUGGGAGAAAUGAUGGCAACAGGGUGGCGCCCCAGACGCACCUUGAUGUUCGUCAGCUGGGAUGCUGAGGAGCAUGGGAUGCAUGGGUCAUAUGAGUGGAUCGAAGAAUUUGGCAAGAUCAUGUCAGAUCGAGCUGUGGCCUACCUGAACAUAGACAAUGCAGUUCGAGAGGACUACACUCUUCGUGCCAGGGCCACACCCUCCCUCAAGCCUGUACUGAAGGAGGCUGCUAAGAUGGUCCCAUGGCCAGUCAACACACAGGACGGAGACACCCUGUAUGAAGUGUGGAGUAAGCGCAGCCCUGAAACCAGUGCCCCUGACUCGCCUCCCGAAAUUGAUCUCCCUGCUGGUGCCAGUGACUAUGUGCCCUUUGUGAGGAGGAUCGGUGUCCCUAUCCUCGACCUUGCACUGGUUCAUCGGUACACUUAUACCUACCCGAACUUCCCGCUCUACCACACGGCCUACGAGACGUUCCACCUCCAGAAGACCUACAUCGACCCAGAGUUCAAGUUCCACCGCCUCAUGUCUCAGCUGUGGGGGGAGCUGGCCUUCUCCCUGGCCGAGUCCUGGUUUCUGCCCAUCAGCGCCUCGGAGUACGCAGGCACCGUCCAGGGGAUGUAUGACUGGCUGGUGGACGAGGACGGAACCAAGUUUGAAGAGUCUGCCAUCUCACUAGAUGCGCUGCAGUCAGCAGUGACCAACUUUACCCAGGCAGCAGCAGCAUUUGAAGAUGAACUGGCUUCUCUGGAAACCAAUACAGACCCACUGGUUGCCCGAAUGGUCAACGACCAGUUGAUGCAGAUGGAGCGAGCUUUCAUAGACCCUCAGGGCAUCCUGUACAGGAAAUUCAACAGGCACACCGUCCUGUCCAGUGGUCUGUGGGACACCGAGACCUUCCCUGCCCUGGGUGAUGCUGUGAGCAGGAUGGGCAGUGGUGACUGGCUCGAUCCUGGAAAGGAAGACAAGCUCAAGGAGCUCAAGCAAGAGCUGUCAAUCAUCACGUUCUUCAUCCAAUCAGCUGCCAACAGUCUGGCUAAACCUGCCACAACUAGGUUUUAAAGUGAGAAAUUGAUGAAGUGCUAAAAUGGAAUUCUGACAACUUCAUCACAUCCAAUAUAAUGUAAUUUGGAGAAGACUAUCAAAAUUAAAAUAGGUUGCAAUAAAAUCACAACCUGUUCAUUACAUUACCUAUUCAUCUAUUAUUACUUACAAUCUAUUAUUAGUUAUACAUGGCUGCCAUUCAUUCAAUUAUCAAUUACUCAUUUAUUACAUUUACAUGUUAAAAUGGAAUUCUGACCUCAUCACAGUAUUUGGAGAAGACUAUCAAUUAAAAUAGGUGGCAGUACAACCCUGUUAGAACUUGCUCUGAAGAUCUGUUUGUGUAUAGUGGCACAAAAACCAAACUGUUACCGCUACUGUUCCAAGAAUUACAUAUUCCUUGUUAGUGGGGGUAAAGGUUUAGAGUUGGGUAUGAGUCAUUGACUUUAACAGUAGGUUGACACACAUUUUCAAGUCAUGAUAUGCUGAGACAUAAUCUGCAUUAUAUUACAUUUUGGUGGCUAUAAGAAUUACAUAUUCCUUGUUAGUGGGGGUAAAGGUUUAGAGCUGGGUGUAAGUAAUUGACUAUAACAGUAGGUUGACACACAUUUUCAAGUCAUGAUAUGCUGAGACAUAAUCUGCAUUAUAUUACAUUUUUGGCGGCUAUAAGAAUUACAUAUUCCUUGUUAGUGGGGGUAAAGGUUUAGAGCUGGGUGUAAGUAAUUGACUAUAACAGUAGGUUGACACACAUUUUCAAGUCAUGAUAUAAUGAGACAUAAUCUGCAUUAUAUUACAUUUUGGCGGCUAUAAGAAUUACAUAUUCCUUGUUAGUGGGGGUAAAGGUUUAGAGCUGGGUAUGAGUCAUUGACUUUAACAGUAGGUUGACACACAUUUUCAAGUCAUGAUAUGCUGAGACAUAAUCUGCAUUAUAUUAUAUUUUGGUGGCUAUAAGAAUUACA
Molecule: messenger RNA, 3149 nt
Organism: Branchiostoma belcheri (Belcher's lancelet)
Lineage: Eukaryota; Metazoa; Chordata; Leptocardii; Amphioxiformes; Branchiostomatidae
Product: glutamate carboxypeptidase 2-like
Exons: 17
Coding region: 1-2211 (736 amino acids)
Molecular function (GO): carboxypeptidase activity
Source: RefSeq, a predicted model, not a curated record